AUGGACUCGGACGAGGGUUACAACUACGAGUUCGACGAGGACGAGGAGUGCAGCGAGGACAGCGGCGCGGAGGAGGACGAGGAGGACGAGGAGGAGGACGAGCCCGACGAUAACCUGGACCUGGGCGAGGUGGAGCUGGUGGAGCCCGGGCUGCGUGUCGGCGGAGAACGAGACGGGCUGUUAGGCGGUGAAACGGGCGGGCUGGGCCCCGGAGGCGGCGGUGGUGGAGGCGGCCUGGGCGGCGGGCCGGGCCCCGGAGGCGGCGGCGGCCCCGAGCAGGAGGAGGAUUAUCGCUACGAGGUGCUGACGGCAGAGCAGAUCCUGCAGCAUAUGGUGGAGUGCAUCCGCGAGGUCAACGAGGUCAUCCAGGUGCGACCCCCGGGGCCGGCCGGGGGGGUGGGGGGUCGAGGGAGGCCUGGCGGCCCGCAACGACAACAGGCCUGGCCUGGGGGGCGGCGGGCUCGCCCCUCCCGCGGCUCGCAGCGCCUCGCCCGCUCCCAAGAAGCUCCUCUGGGGGAGAGAGGGGGCUCCUCGGCACCCCCUUCCCGGACUAGGCCCCUGGGGGCAGGCCGGGAGCUCGCUUCCUGCCGUGGAAGCGUCGGGAACCAGGCCCGUGGCUUUGGAAGGGCUCCUCGCUCUUUAACCCAGGCGACUAUUACUCGAAUACUACUUAGCCAUUUCAACUGGGAUAGGAAGCUGAUGGAGAGGUACUUCGAUGGCAACUUGGAGAAACUCUUUGCAGAGUGUCAUGUAAUUAAUCCAAAAAAGUCUCGAACGCGCCAGAAAACAAGGUCUUCAGCCCAGGACAUGCCUUGUCAGAUCUGCUAUCUGAACUACCCAAACUCGUACUUCACUGGCCUAGAGUGUGGACACAAGUUCUGUAUGCAGUGCUGGAGUGAAUAUUUAACUACCAAAAUAAUGGAGGAAGGCAUGGGACAGACCAUUUCAUGCCCAGCUCAUGGCUGUGAUAUCUUAGUCGAUGACAAUACAGUUAUGCGUUUGAUCACAGAUUCCAAGGUUAAAUUAAAGUACCAGCAUUUAAUAACCAAUAGUUUUGUAGAGUGUAACCGACUGUUAAAAUGGUGUCCUGCCCCAGACUGCCACCACGUUGUUAAAGUCCAGUAUCCUGAUGCUAAACCUGUUCGCUGCAAAUGUGGACGUCAGUUUUGCUUUAACUGUGGUGAAAACUGGCAUGAUCCUGUUAAAUGCAAGUGGUUAAAGAAGUGGAUUAAGAAGUGUGAUGAUGACAGUGAAACUUCUAAUUGGAUUGCAGCAAACACAAAGGAAUGUCCAAAAUGCCAUAUCACUAUCGAGAAGGAUGGAGGCUGCAACCACAUGGUCUGUCAGAACCAGAACUGCAAAGCAGAGUUCUGCUGGGUGUGUCUGGGCCCCUGGGAGCCGCAUGGAUCUGCCUGGUACAACUGUAAUUGCUACAAUGAGGAUGAUGCAAGGGAUGCACAGGAGCGAUCCAGAGCAGCCCUGCAGAGGUACCUGUUCUACUGCAACCGCUACAUGAACCACAUGCAGAGCCUGCGCUUUGAGCACAAGCUCUACGCUCAGGUGAAGCAGAAAAUGGAGGAGAUGCAGCAGCACCAACUGUCGUGGAUCGAGGUGCAGUUCCUGAAGAAAGCAGUCGAAUCCUCAUGCCAGUGUCGUGCACACUCAAUGUACACUUACGUCUUUGCCUUCUACCUCAAAAAGAAUAAUCAGUCCAUUAUCUUUGAGAAUAACCAAGCAGACUUAGAGAAUGCCACAGAGGUGCUUUCUGGGUACCUAGAGCGAGAUAUAUCCCAAGAUUCCCUGCAAGACAUAAAGCAGAAAGUACAGGAUAAGUACAGAUACUGCGAGAGCCGACGAAGGGUUUUGUUGCAGCACGUGCAUGAAGGCUACGAGAAGGACCUGUGGGAGUACAUUGAGGACUGAGGGUGGCCCUGCAUAAAUGAACUCUUGAAACCUUUCCCAUCUCUAGAGUGCUCAUGCGACCCCAGUAAACACACACACACACGAGGCACUGCGCCUGUUACACCGCUGGUCUGUAGUACCGGGCUUCUGUUUUCUUAACAGAAAAUUUAAGUAAAUUAUAUUGUAAUAAUUAAAAAAAAAAAGAUAGAUAAACCAUUGUACAACAGUAUUCUAGGCGGCCAAUAAGAGUGUGACAGAUGCCACUAAAAAAACAAACAAACCCUCCAACUUUAACUUGUAACGUAGCUUCAUUCUCCAAGCCGACUCCUUUUUCUUUCUGUCUUUCUUUUUCCUGUGUGUAGUACAGAUGAAAAUUUAAACCAGUUUCUUGAUACUUGCUUUUCAUGCCCAAACCAGCCAUUUUGUUGUACUUUGGUAAAGGGGAGGUUGCUCUCCUGUCCCCCGCCCCUCCCUCCUCUCUGCCACUCAAGUACAUGGUGAUGUUGCUUGGCUCGCUGUAAAGAUGGUUCUUGGGGAGGGGAGGAGGGGGGUACACAGCAAGGAAAAAAAAAUAAACCAACCUUUGUAUAUGACUUUUAAAACAAAAGAGAACAACACAGUAUUUUUCAAAGUUGUAUAUAGCGCAUAUGCAUGGACAAAGAGCAAGUGUGGCACGUGUUUGCAUAAUGUUUAAUUACAAAAAUAUUUAUUCUUUAAAAAUCUUCAAGAUUA
Calypte anna (Anna's hummingbird) is the source of this 2634-nucleotide messenger RNA. It is a transcript of the gene ARIH1, whose product is annotated as ariadne RBR E3 ubiquitin protein ligase 1. Gene Ontology annotation, biological process: positive regulation of proteasomal ubiquitin-dependent protein catabolic process; protein polyubiquitination; ubiquitin-dependent protein catabolic process. The record is from RefSeq and is a predicted model, not a curated record. Gene Ontology annotation, cellular component: cytoplasm; nucleus; ubiquitin ligase complex. Gene Ontology annotation, molecular function: zinc ion binding; ubiquitin conjugating enzyme binding; ubiquitin protein ligase activity. Lineage: Eukaryota; Metazoa; Chordata; Aves; Apodiformes; Trochilidae.